UUAUUUAUUUAAUCAUCUAGCUUUUGAUUUUCAUAUUUAACAAGUCUUGGAACUUCCAAAUCUUUAAUGCCAAGCUUCAUACAUAUGUUACAUUUAGAUAGGAGAUAUAGUGCUUUGAUUUUUUAUUUUUGUUAUGAUUGGUUGUCAGAUAAUGAUCAUAGAUUUCAAGUUGACGUACCCAAGUGGUACAGCCACAGCACAUCUUGUCAACAGUUUCCACACUUCUCGGGGAGCCAAGUUAGCCAAGAAGCAAGUGAGAACGCUUGGGAAGUUUUUCUCAUUCAGCUUCUUGUGGGGUUUCUUCCAAUGGUUUUUCACUGCCGGAGAUGACUGUGGAUUUGUCAGUUUCCCUACAUUUGGCCUCAAAGCUUACAAAAACAAGUUUUAUUUUGAUUUCUCAGCAACAUAUGUUGGGGUGGGAAUGAUUUGUCCAUACAUCAUCAAUAUAUCUGUGUUUGUUGGAGGAAUUCUUUCAUGGGGUUUAAUGUGGCCUCUCAUUGAGAAAAAAAAAGGAGAUUGGUUCAGUGCUGACCUUCCCCUCUCCAGCUUUCAUGGCCUUCAAGGCUACAAGGUGCUUUUGUUCAUUGCCUUGACUCUGGGAGAUGGGAUUUACAACUUUGUAAAGGUUUUGGCAACCACCAUCUUACAUUUGUCUCAUGAGCUGAAGAAAGAUGUAAACGCCGUCUCAAAUCCUUCCCUCCGUACGACCACUGGCGUAUCUUUCGAUGACAACCUGAGGACUCAGUACUUCCUCAAAGAACAGAUUCCCUCGCGGUUUGCCAUUGGAGGUUAUGUUAUACUUGCUGUCAUAUCUAUAGCCACUUUGCCACGCUUCCUUCCGUUGUUAAAGUUGUAUUACAUGCUUGGAGAUACUUUGCCACACAUCUUUCCGCAGCUGAAAUGGUAUUACAUACUUGUCCUCUACGUUAUUGCCCCAGUACUAGCUUUCUGCAAUGCCUAUGGUACUGGGUUGACUGAUUGGACAUUGUCAUCUGCCUACGGAAAGCUUGCCAUCUUCACGAUCGGGGCAUGGGCUGGUGCUGCACACGGUGGUGUAAUUGCAGGCCUAGCAGCUUGCGGAGUAAUGAUGAGCAUUGUCUCAACCGCAUCUGAUCUAAUGCAGGAUUUCAAGACUGGAUACAUGACAUUAUCUUCGCCGAGGUCGAUGUUCGUGAGCCAAGUGGUAGGCACUGCAAUGGGAUGCAUCAUAUCUCCCUGUGUAUUUUGGCUGUUCUACAAGGCAUUUGAUGACUUUGGACAGCCUGAAAGUGCUUAUCCAGCGCCAUACGCAACAGUCUCUAACAUGGCACUUCUUGCAGUCGAGGGCUUCUCGACUCUACCAAAGAAUUGUCUCUCCCUAUGUUACGGGUUCUUUGCAGCAGCCAUCGUGAUAUAUUUGAUAAGAGACUUAUCAGGGAAGAAGGUAAGUCAGUAUAUUCCAAUACCUACGGCAAUGGCAAUUCCAUUAUAUAUCGGUCCAUAUUUUGCCAUUGACAUGUGCCUUGGAAGCUUGAUAUUGUUUGUAUGGGAAAAGAUCAACAAGGCCAAAGCCGAUGCUUUCGCACCUGCCGUUGCGUCCGGUCUGAUAUGUGGAGAUGGAAUAUGGACAUUGCCCAGCACCAUCCUUGCUUUGGCUGGAGUUAAGCCUCCCAUUUGCAUGAAGUUUCUAUCAAGGACCGCAAAUGUCAAGGUCAGUAACUUCUUAGCAUCAUGAUGCUGUAGUUGCCAAACCAGGUAAUAUUUUAAUUAUAUCCCAAUGUUCGAAAUAUGUUUUCAAAUGUUUAAUUUUAGAAAUCAAUUAUUUUUAAAUUACAAAAUGGUUUGGUAACAAUUUUGAAAUGUAUUUCAAACAAAUUUUAUCACAAUAAUUUUAAUAAAAAUAAGUAUUUUAAAAAACAUUUUUUUCUUAAGUCAAUCUAUACCACCUUUGACCAAACUAUAGAGUUUACAGUUUCAUUGUAAAAGGUACUCAAACACCAUAGUGUUUAGAUAAACAGUUGUGUUCCAUAUGUAAUUGUCAUAUAUAUAUAGGUAUGAACUCUUACAUGUAUUGUCAACAUAUUUCAAAUGAAUUUGUGUUUGGUCAA
This is a messenger RNA of Cucumis melo (muskmelon), 2087 nucleotides long. Its product is annotated as probable metal-nicotianamine transporter YSL7. Lineage: Eukaryota; Viridiplantae; Streptophyta; Magnoliopsida; Cucurbitales; Cucurbitaceae. Gene Ontology annotation, cellular component: membrane. Gene Ontology annotation, molecular function: oligopeptide transmembrane transporter activity. The record is from RefSeq and is a predicted model, not a curated record.